AUGGAAAAGCAGUUUGAGUGUAAUGCCUGUGGCAAGUUACUCAAUUCAAAGCCACGCCUUCAGAGGCACCUGACAUCCACAGCAGCGAGAUAUCCUUUAAAUGUAAUAAAAAGAACAUUCAAAAUGCUGUGGAACCUAAGUAAACAUCAGAAAACUCAUCCAGAGAGAAAAGUCUAUAAGUGUGGUGAGUGUGGAAAAGCCUACAGGCAGAAGACCAACCUCGUUCAACAUCAGAGAAGUCACACCAAAGAGAAACCCUCUAGAGGCCAAGCUUGUGGGAAAGCCUUCUCCUGGGUGUCAUCUUACAGCCAUCACCAGAAAAUCCACAAGGACAAGAAAGUCUACAAGUGUGAUGAGCGUGACAAGUCCUUCCAACAGAACUCAGCCUUUAGUCAAGAGAGCACUCACAGGAAGCACUCACAGGAGCAGAAGCCUCACAGAUGUAAGGACUGUGUGGAAUCUUUCAUUUGCACGUCUGCUCUUGAACACCAGAGAACACACACAGGAGAGAAACCCUACAAAUGUGGGCUGUGUGAAAAGGCUUUUGCCCAGGAAGCAAAUGUCAUCGCAGAGAAGAUCCAUGCUGGGGUGAGGACUUACGAGUGUCCUCUCAGUGACAGGGCUUUUGUCCAGAAGGAAAAGCUUACUCAACAUAAAAUCCACACUGGAGAAAAAUCAUAUGAAUGGACUAGAUGUGAGAAAACCUUCUCUCUGAAGUCAAACCUUCGAAUUCAUCAGAAAAUUCACAGUGGAGAAGGAGCCCAUGCAUGUAACGAAUGUGGGAAACCCUUCAGCUGCAAAGAACACCUUGAUUUUCAUAAAAAGCUCCACACUGGGCAAAAACCUUAUAAAUGCUCUGAGUGUGGAAAAGCCUUUGCUGACAAGUCUUGUCUUGAUGGACACCAGAAAAGAAUUCACACUAGUUGA
Messenger RNA from Microtus oregoni (creeping vole), 927 nucleotides. RefSeq names its product zinc finger imprinted 3 (gene Zim3). NCBI's taxonomy places the organism in Eukaryota, Metazoa, Chordata, Mammalia, Rodentia, Cricetidae. The record is from RefSeq and is a predicted model, not a curated record. Gene Ontology annotation, biological process: regulation of transcription by RNA polymerase II. Gene Ontology annotation, molecular function: RNA polymerase II cis-regulatory region sequence-specific DNA binding; DNA-binding transcription factor activity.